AUGAAAGCCCUACAUGUGUUUCCUAUAGCUGCAUAUAAACAAGCUAAUGGAAUAAAGAUUGAUAAUAUAAGAGUGCUUGUCGAUGUUGAACGAGGUAGAACAGUUUCAAACUGGAAACCUCGUCGACUUGGUAGGGGUCUAGGAACAACCAGGAUUGGAGGUGAAGAUGUAAAUAAAAAACAAUUGGGGAGGGAAAAAUUCCGUGAAAAGGGAAGAGAUAGAGAGGGUGAUAGGGAGAAAUCUCGUGAGCGAUCUUAUGAGAAGCCAACGGAUCGUGAUGAACCGGAGGAUGAAGUGGAGGGAUUGCCAACCAAAAGAGGUGGAGGUCGCAGCGGUGAUCGUGGUGGUGGAAGUGGUGGAAGUGGUCGUAGUGGCCGUUCUCUCCCUCCUUUUCAUAACCUUCUGAACGGUGAAGGAUUCAGUGGUGAAGGAUUCACCUACCCAAUCGUGAAAAGGGAGUAUCAAUAA
Messenger RNA from Impatiens glandulifera, 468 nucleotides. Its product is annotated as U1 small nuclear ribonucleoprotein 70 kDa-like. The record is from RefSeq and is a predicted model, not a curated record. Gene Ontology annotation, molecular function: mRNA binding; U1 snRNA binding. The transcript has 4 exons. Bases 1 to 468 code for a protein of 155 amino acids. Gene Ontology annotation, cellular component: U2-type prespliceosome; precatalytic spliceosome; U1 snRNP. Gene Ontology annotation, biological process: mRNA splicing, via spliceosome. Lineage: Eukaryota; Viridiplantae; Streptophyta; Magnoliopsida; Ericales; Balsaminaceae.